CCUAUGACCAAUUUCUGACGUCAUUUCCGUACUAAACAUAGACAAUUGUGUAAAUGUGUUGACAAAAAAACUCUGAAGAUGUCUAUGUCAGAUGACUCUGAUUACGAUCAUUCGGAUCACAUGGAGGAUGAUGAUUACGAUUUUGGAGGUUACUAUGACAAUGACACAGAUGAUCUUGACAUAGAUAAACCAAAGAAAAGUGAGGAUCCUGAGUACUUUGAGUACGAACUUCUGCAGGUGGAAGACGUAGAACGACUGUUAAAUGAGGAGGUCGAAGUUCUUUGUAGUACUAUUAAGGUGGAUCCCUACCUUGCCAAAAUGCUGCUACAAGUACAUGACUGGCAGAAAGAUCCCAUUAUAGAAAGGCACAAGAGAAGCCCCUCCAAGCUGUUGGUGGACUCCAAGAUCAUGCCUGCUGUCAAACACCAGGAUGAAACUGUAGGGGGACAGAAGGAAUGCAAUGUUUGUUUUCUGCCCGCUCCUGGAGAGACAUUCAGCUGUUUGACCUGUGGACACAUCUUCUGUAAAAACUGCUGGGAUUUAUUUUUCCAAAUCCAGAUUAAACAAGGAAUUACCACAGGCAUCGAAUGCAUGCAGAAAGACUGCCAUAUUCUGGUUCCCGAGGACUUCCUCUGCAACGCUCUAUCCAAACCUGAAUUACGAGACAAAUACACACAGCUGUCCUUCACAGACCAUGUCAAGUCACAUCCAGAACUGCGGUUCUGCCCUGGUCCUAAUUGUGCGGUGAUAGUGCGCUCUAAGGAGCUGAAAUCAAAGAAAGUCGAGUGCAGUCAUUGUAAAACCACAUUUUGUUUUCGAUGUGGGAUAGACUACCAUGCCCCAACUGAUUGCGGAACAAUCAAAAAAUGGCUGACAAAAUGCGCCGAUGAUUCAGAAACUGCUAACUACAUCAGCGCUCACACCAAAGAUUGCCCAAAAUGCCAUGUGUGUAUAGAAAAGAAUGGAGGGUGUAAUCACAUGCAAUGCACGAAGUGCAAGUUUGACUUCUGCUGGAUGUGUCUGGGGGAUUGGAAGGCUCAUGGAAGUGAAUAUUACGAAUGCAGUCGCUACAAGGAGAAUCCGAACAUCGCCAAUGAAUCGGUCCACGCUCAGGCCCGUGAGGCCCUCAAGAAGUAUCUUUUCUACUUUGAAAGGUACGAAAACCACGCCAAAAGUCUUCAGCUAGAGGAACAAACCCUCCAGAGAAUCACCUCUAAGAUUCAGGACAAGGUGAUGAAGAAUACCGGCACUUGGAUUGACUGGCAAUACUUGCUGGACGCUGCCACACUGCUGAAGAAGUGCCGGUACACCCUGCAGUACACAUAUCCCUAUGCUUACUAUAUGGAGAAAGGAGCUAGGAAACAGCUGUUUGAAUACCAGCAAGCUCAGUUAGAAGCUGAAGUGGAGAAUUUGUCUUGGAAAGUAGAGAGAGCGGAGAUAACAGAUAGAGGGGAUUUAGAAAACCAAAUGGACGUAGCAGAAAAAAGACGGCUGACAUUGUUAAAAGAUUUUCUGGAAAUAUGAACUUAAAUUCGACGGACAUCAUGCUCAUACAUUAUAUACGAAGGUUGCAGAACUGUACCAUGCUAUUGAUUUUAUAUUGUCACUGGUAUAUCGACAGAGGACGCGAAAGCAUGACAGAGGUGUAUCUAGGGAGAAUAGUAAUAGAGAAAUGUCGGUCACCAGAACCGUGUUUAGUGACGGGACAGAGUGACAAGCUCGUUGGUCUCUGACUGGCUGUUGUCACAACAAACAAAGAAUAAUAAAGCUGUGCAGUUGGAAUGUGAGAAUUUCACAUUUCUCCGCUGUAAAUUCAUGUGCCAUGUUGCAGGACAACAGACUGCGAGGGGUCAUACAAUGAAUUAUGUACAGGUCAAGAAAACUAGUACCUUUAUUAUGGGCCCAGUCCCUUUAUCAUGGGCCCUGUGUAUGCAACCCCAAUACAUCAGUAUCUUAACAAAGGUUUAAUUUCAUCGCUAAAUAAGAAUAUGAUUUUAAUCCUUUUGAAAUGUUUUUCAAUUCUCUGAGGAAUCAAAUUUUCAUACAAUGUACAUAUUUACAUCUAUUACUGUGGAGAUUAACUGGGACUGAUUUUUUCAUAGUAUAUGUAUUUAGAUUUUAAGAUUUUUGUGUUGUAUCUUCCAGAAUAGAACACCUUGAGAAAUCUGCAACUUUUGGGUAAUCAUUACUGUAAAAAUUCAUAUAAAAAUGAUAUUCUGAGUGGUACAAAUCUUUAACACUUUCGAAAAUUAUGAUACAUUUUUCGUGUUUUUUUUUUUUGUUUUUUUUUUCAUGUUUCAUGUCAGAGGGCAGAGUUAGACUCUCUUAUGUUGAAAUCUGGAAAGAGGGAGGUGGAAAGUAGUUGUUGUGAGGAAAUGUCAAAUUUCUGAAGCGUUACUAGUCACAUGACAUUCAUGUUCAGUACUUACUGUAUAUUUAUUGUAUUUAUUAAUGAAUUGUCAAAUUGAUGUACUUUUCUUAUUUAUGAUAUUUUUUGAAGAAUGCAUAUUUUAUGUAAUAAUAGAAAGAAAUUGUUGCAAGAGGGGUUUUUUUUAUGUUUAUUUUUUUUUUUUUCAUUAUGACUGCAUUCACUAUUUUAGUAAGAAUUGUGGGAACUCUAGUAUAUGUAUAUGUGUUUCUUAUAUAUGUGUUUCUUAUAUAUGUGUUUCUUAGCUUGAUGUGAAAAUUGGAGAAAUUUUGUGCUUGAUUUCACUUAUGUUUGAGAAAUUUCCCAUUUGAAUUUACGUCAUAAACCAUAUAUAUAUAUAUAUAUAUAUAUAUAUAUAUAUAUAUAUAUAUAUAUAUAUAUGUCUGUGAGUUACUCCUAGCAAAAAGGGUCCUUAAGUGUAUUAGUGCUAAAUUGUGAACCAUAGAGAACAUUCCUCAAAAUAUCAGAGCAAUGUUGAUUGUCGUUAGAAUAUUACAGGCAAUUAAAGAUUGUGAUUGGUAAUCAUGGCCUUUGUCUUUCCAAGUAUGCAAAAAAUUACGUCACAUUUCUUCAUGUCGUCAUGUUUCUUCAUGUCGUUUUUUGAAAAACAUUGUUGGAUAAGAUAAGGCUCUUUUUUGCUAGGAACGGCUAUAUAUAUAUAUGACACAUAUAAAUUGUGAUGCAUGAUGUGCAUGAAUAUAUUUCAAGAAUCAUGACAUUCCAAAUUGUACUUUAUUUACAUACAAAAAAUGUGUUUCAUUAAUUUGGGUUUCUGUUUUAAAGAAAGAUUUAUGUUCACACCAUUUAAAACCCAAUAUCAUUACACAUGUUUAAUUGCAUUUCUCUUGUAAGGAUAAAAACCAGCUGAUUGAAAUGUCCAGCCUUUUUUGUAAUAUAAUAGAUAUUCAAAACGAGAUAUUGUUGAUGUAGAAAAGACAUGCCUUGUAUUUUAUUUUACCAGUGAAAGACAAGCACUUGGAAGGUUGUACAAGACUUGCAAAGUAAUGAAAUAUUCAGCUUUUCAUUCCUCAGGAGCUAAAUAAGUGCUACAUAGAAAAGCAUUGAGUUGUUCAGAAAGCUCAGAUUGGAAUGCGACUACUAAAUCGUUAUUGAUAAGGGGAUGUACCAGUUACAAGUCACCAACACAGGUCCCCCAUCGAAAACUUACUUUAGUCUUGCAUUAGACAUAUUCAUUAGUGCUCAAACUAUUUGAUGUUAUAGAUCCUUUAAUUAAGAAGCUGUUACAUUUCCCAGUCACGUUGUAAGCUUGAAUAAUGUAAUGAGUGUAUUUUAUUCGAAAGAUAUUUUCAAUAUUUUUUUGCACAAGUCUUUUUGUUUUUUCAGUAGUUUACAUAUGUGACAAAUUGUAUGUUAAUGUCAAUCUGUAUUCCUUAUAUGUUUUUUUUUUUCACUGAUUGAUGUAAAUGGUGGUUCCUACAAACGAAAAAAUAAAACGGGGAUUGAAAUGUCAUCCAAAAAUUGAAAAUGAAAAAUCAUUUCUGAACUGGCUAAUAGUGUUUUAAGAAUUAUGUGGAAGUUGUUGUAAAGUUUGAUGCUCCUAUUUGGAGGGGGGGGGGGGGGGGGGGGGAUGUUAGUAAGUCAUGUGAAGAAGUUCGUCAUUAGAGAUUUGAUUAUCUAAACAGUUAAGAUUUACACAUUUCAUUUAAUGGGCAUGGUGAUCAUACACACAAAAACUAGUGUAUUGUUUGUGAUCCUACACCCAUGAUUUAUAUCUGUAUAUUCUAUGAUACUAUAAAUAUUUACUGUGGACUGAUAUCUAUGAUUUCGCAUACAUGUAGGUAACAAAGGAAGUGUACUGUCUUAGGAAGGUUUGUUUAUAAGUGCUUGCAUCAUUUUCCAUAGCUGCCACAAUUUCAUUUUUCAUUAUAAAUAAAUGAUUGAAUUAAA
Messenger RNA from Ostrea edulis (European flat oyster), 4336 nucleotides. RefSeq names its product potential E3 ubiquitin-protein ligase ariadne-2-like. The transcript has 14 exons. Gene Ontology annotation, cellular component: cytoplasm; ubiquitin ligase complex. Gene Ontology annotation, biological process: protein polyubiquitination; positive regulation of proteasomal ubiquitin-dependent protein catabolic process; ubiquitin-dependent protein catabolic process. The coding region runs from base 79 to 1524 and encodes 481 amino acids. Gene Ontology annotation, molecular function: ubiquitin conjugating enzyme binding; ubiquitin protein ligase activity; zinc ion binding. The record is from RefSeq and is a predicted model, not a curated record. NCBI's taxonomy places the organism in Eukaryota, Metazoa, Mollusca, Bivalvia, Ostreida, Ostreidae.